CUGUAAACACACACACACAUCUCAGACUAAAUGAAUCCCCUGCUUUACCACAUGUUACACAACAAUAUGAUUAAGGAACAUUACUUUACACAAAUACACUAUCUGGUGAUUAAUGUUAGUAAUAAUAAUAAUAUUUAUUUAAAUAUCAUCAUUAUCAUAAAAAAAGAAAAUAGGGAUCCAGGGAUAAGUGAGUUAAUGUUUCAAAAAAAUUAAUUUUACUUGUCAAUGUCUGUGUUGUUAAAAAUGUGCAGUGUGUUUUCAGAUUAUUUUUUAAUAUUAGUUUUUUUUAUUCUAAAUUUGUCAUUUGAAUUGGGUAGUACUUUAUAGUUUAUCUACUGAUCUAAAAAAAAUUUGUAGUCUAAAUUAUAUGAGUUAAGAUUUUUCGGUAAAAAUUAGAAUCACCAGACCCUCACAAUACGAUGUGAUUCGAAGUCGAUUUGAUUCGAUUUGUAUUGUGACUGUCAGUAUCACAAUUUUGUAAAUAUCCAUAUUCUUUAUAUAUAAAUUACACAGGAUAAGCAAAACUUGCGAUUUUACUUGAAUUUACUGACUUGUUUCCCGGAAGAUGGAUAAAAGGGUGAACAGGAAACAAAAACCUUAAGAAAAUGAUAUACGACUCCGCCAAAUACACAGACACAUUGAUUUGCACUGGACUGAUAUUAUCUAUAUUAGUCUUUUACAGGACCUCUGUCUUCAGCGAAAUACAGUCAGACAUUUGCAGGGGAAUUUUGACUUUACAUGACUGCUUCACAUGGGAUUAAGUUCACAGACAACCUCCGCAGUUAUUACAAAUCACACAAGGUCACCAGAUCACAAGUGCUGGCACUGGAGACUCCUUCCAUAAAUGAAUGGCGGGCUGCGGGGAGGUCGAUCACUCUAUGGACGCACUGGCCUCAGGUAAAAAAGUGGGCGGGGUAAGAGAUGGCAGCGGAAGCCCCUCCCCCUCUCCUCCCCCUUCACUUCCUGUCCCGGAGUGCGCUAUAUGUUUGCAGAGUUGCGUCCACCCGGUGCGCCUCCCUUGCGGCCACGUCUUCUGCUUCCUGUGCGUAAAGGGCGCGUCCUGGCACAGCAAGCGUUGCGCACUGUGCAGACAGGAAGUGCCCGAGGACUUCCUGGACCGCCCCACGCUUCUUUCCCCGGAGGAGCUGAAGGCCACAGCGACAGGGGGGAGGAGUUUAGGCGGCCACGCCUGGUACUACGAGGGCCGUAACGGUUGGUGGCAGUACGACGAGCGCACGAGCCGCGAGCUGGAGGAGGCGUACCGCGAGGGGAAGAAGAGCGCCGAGAUGCUCAUCGCCGGCUUCCUGUACGUGGCCGACCUGGAGAACAUGGUGCAGUACAGACGCAAUGAGCACGGCCGGCGCCGGAGGAUGAAGCGUGACGCCGUAGAUGUCCCCAAAAAGGGCGUGGCUGGACUGAGGCUGGAUCCAGAAACCGCAACAGGGUCCGGGUCUAAUUCUGUUCCUAGCUCUGGAUCCGUUUCCCCAGCGUUUCCGGGUCCUGUACUCAUGGAUUCAGGUGUAAAUUCAGACGGAGGAGUGACGGAGAGCGAUGUCAGAGAGAGAGACGUCCGGACAGAGAGACAGAUGAGAGAGAGACAGAGGGACAGAGUUUCUCCUGGCUUCUCCGAUUCCACAGCUGCCGAUUCGACGCCGAGUUCAGAAGCCACAACAUCGGAGAGGGAGAACUCGGCAGACGGAGCUGACGUUAGUGGAGCGAGUCGCACCCAGUCUUUGUUUGCUCCGCCUCCAAUCCGUCCUCCCAUCAUGUUGGGCGGCGACCGCGACCUUCACCAUAACCCUCAACUCGUCCAGGCGUUCGCACAGCUCCACAUCAACCGCGCCGCCCCGGAAGAGGACGAGGAACAGGAAGUGGACGACGACGAUAACGGAGACGAUUCGCCCACUGCCCCCGACCCGUCCGGUUACGAAUCAGAAUCUGGAACGAGUGAAGACGAAGACGAGGAAGGAGGAGACAAUGAGGAAGGUUUGAGGCACAGACUGCAAAGUCUGGACGCUGGAGUUCGGUCACGCAGCCCAGACGGCCAGUGCACAGUGACGGAGGUGUAGCCAUCUGCGCUGUGAGAGGUGAACGUGGCUAAGUCUGUGAACGUGGACGGUUUAGAAGUUAAGAAGCAGGACGUGCACUUGUGUCUUAAACGUACGAACCUUCAGCUGAAUCCCAAACUCUAGCACGUGGAGAGAACAUCUGGUUAAUUUGGGUGUCAGGAAAAAUUUAAAAACGGAAAGAUACUUUAUAAUUGAAAAUUUACUCCAGCUAGCUCGCUAGCUAAUCAGCUAAUUAGGAAAAAAAAAAAACACCUGCUUUCUCGAGCACUCACAGAAGCGUAACGCUAAAACUAAGACCUGUAGCUGUUACUUUAUGCGUAAUCUAAUUAUUUGUUUAAUAUAUGUCAAUUCGCUUGCCGCGGUUUCUCAGUGUUAAAAACUGCUCCCGGUGCAUUGUGGGUGAUGUGUACGUUAGUCGAGCCCCCGAGAGCCAAACCUGAAACCUCACAUAAUCAUGAUCGCAAAAUAAAAUCUGUAAUCCGGUGUUUCUUUAAGAAUAAAUGAAUAAUCAGUGUAAGAACACUAACUGCGUCUGGAGUUUGGGACAGAGCUUGUGUGUGUGGUUGUGUGUGUGUUACUGACGUACAUCAGAUCUAUAUGAGCACUGGUGUAGAUGUGAUGUAUAAACGUGUGUAGAUACGUCAGGGAGGCGGAGACAUGAAGUGCGAUCGUGUUCCUGAUGAGACGAGACACGGAGUCACUAACGAACUGCUGAACAUCUGAACAAGCAAAAACAAAACAACAUAAUCCUGUAAUUAUAUAACCUUCAUUCAGCCGGAGUGGGGUGAGGACAGAGAGCGCUCAGUGUGUGUGUAUGUGUGCGCGCGCUGUAUUGUGUGAAUGUUUUGUUCUUUUUUUUUUUUUUUUUUACCUUUAUCCUGUCUUUCUUUGGCAGGGGUGUGAGUGAUUCAUACACAACUACCUUUAUUGUUUUCCCUCACUCCCUCAAUUUCUUUCUAUUUUCUUUCUUUCCUUCUCCUCUUCCCUUCUCUCUCUCUCUCUCUCUCUCUUUCUCAGCUCUGUGUAGAUGCCACUGGCGUUUUAUUCUCACCGGCGUUUUAUUCUCACCUCGCUGUGUUUCAAAACAAGGGAAAAUAAACUAAUCAUUAGAAGCUAAGAUCUGUCUCUCUCUCUCUCUCUCUCUAACAGGGCUGAACUCUGUGUUCCAUCACAUCAUAACUUAUUAGACCACUGACUCCAGAUAGUGACGUACGUGUGUGUGUGUGUGUGUGUGUGUGUGUGUGUGUGAGCUCACACCCCGUGUAUCAUGUCUCCCUAUAGGUUUUUUUUUUGUUGUUUUGUUUUUUAAUAAUGUGUAUUACUGUGCUGUGGAAGUAAUUUGAAGGAAGUGCUUGUACCCCAGGCUGAGACGCUAUGAACUCUGGGAAAUGGAAUUUUAUUUGAGGAUUUUAUUCUAGUCGUAGCUCUUCAUCUUCAGCGCCGGUUCUGAGAUUUUAAUUAUUGUUUGUUUACUUGGUCCAGAUCCUUUUCAUGUCCAGUGUUUUUUUUUGUUUGUUUUGUUUUUUUUGUCAUCGAAUAUAAAUAAUUGAUAAUGGCUAUAAUAACUUCUUUUGCUGUGUUUUGUUUUAAUGGUGGUGUGUCUUCUCUUUUGUUACUAAGUUGAUUGAAUUAAUAAAGUGUUGUCUAUUAUUUGUCUGAAA
This is a messenger RNA of Clarias gariepinus (North African catfish), 3730 nucleotides long. It is a transcript of the gene rnf146, whose product is annotated as ring finger protein 146. Bases 849 to 2069 code for a protein of 406 amino acids. The transcript has 3 exons. The record is from RefSeq and is a predicted model, not a curated record. NCBI's taxonomy places the organism in Eukaryota, Metazoa, Chordata, Actinopteri, Siluriformes, Clariidae. Gene Ontology annotation, biological process: Wnt signaling pathway; ubiquitin-dependent protein catabolic process. Gene Ontology annotation, cellular component: cytoplasm; nucleus. Gene Ontology annotation, molecular function: ubiquitin protein ligase activity; poly-ADP-D-ribose binding; zinc ion binding.